GUCUAUUUAAUUAAUUGUUUACCAUAAGAAACAGUAACGCUUACUGUGUUCGAUCACGCUCAGUGUUUGUUUACAUACGAAAUCCGCCAUUAUUGGAUUACGUCAUUUGAAAUUUAUGAUCGCGCUGAAAUCGGAGAAUGGUGUAUCCAAGUUCUUCGAAGCCGACGCAGGACCCAUGCUUAACUUACGAAGGUCAUUUUUGGUUUAACAGUGAUGUUGUGAGGUUUGUAGGUCUCCUUUUGAUCCUUUUCUCUCUAAAUACUUUGUAUCUAUAAAUAAAUAUUUAUUUUCUGUGUGUUUUCACAUGUUAAGGUUAAUAUUUCACCACGUUUUCUAGCCAUGUAUAAAUCUUAAAACAAACCAAUUUUAAGUUUUUGGCUAACUACGAAACGUAGAUUGUGAGGUAACUGGCUGUAGCUAUCUUUAUUUUUUUCUUCCUAUUCUUUUUAUUCAGCUAGCUCCUUUUAGCUGGGAAAGUAGCCAAAUGCAGUUUGGCUGCAAGUGAAUGGUAGCCAAAUGCAGUUUGGCUGCAACACAAUUCUUAUGCUAAAUGCAGUUGGCAGUGACCACUUUUAUUACUGUUUUAAAAAUUUAAUCUGCAAAAUAAAACUGCUGAGUAAUUUUUUAAACUUGACCGGGUUGUUAAUGCCAGGCUGUUCACUGAUUUCUUUUAAAACCGAAGCGAUAAGGAUUUUUGGAAAAUGGUAUUACCCAAUAUGCUCAUGUAUGACACAAUUCACAUAUUGGGCGCCCAGUGUUAACGAUGGGUUGUUUCCUGUGUUUUUAUUUAAUUUGUUGUGAUAAAGUUUUUUUACCUGCAAUAAACGUUCAACCUGGUGUUAACAACAGGGUGUUUUGUGUGUUUUUUAUUUAGAUUAAAGUUGAUAAAUUUUUAUAAUAGAUAAAUUUUUUUGGAAAAAUCUAUUAUGGCUUUAACGCAUGUGUGACACCGUGCUCAGUCUGGUGUCAUGAUUAAUUUGUUCUUAUUUCGCAAAAUAAAAUAAUAUUGACUAAUUUUUUUUUGUGAUGACGGGGUAAAAACAGGUUGUAAAUUGUUUUAUUUCGGCUAAAGUUGCAGUAAAGUUAUAUAUAUUUAAAAAAAUAUGUUACAACACUAUAAAACACUAUAAUGUUGUGUGAGCUUUACUCGAUUCAUGACAUAUUCUGCAUACCUGUACUAAAGCGCUCCAAUAAUGGAAUUUUUUAGCUGAAUGGGGUAACGACGGGAUUUUUCCUGUGUUUUAACAUAAACCAAAGUUGCAGUAAAUUUUUUUUUGAAAAGGAUAUUAUGCGUUCUCUGUCCGCUGUCAUGAUAAAGUUUUGAACUUUCAUGGAAACUUAUUCAGCAAAAUAAAAUAAUAUUGCUCGAUUGUUUUUGCUAUGACAUAGUAACAACGGUUUGUAAACUGUUUUAAUUCAGCUUUUGUUGCGGGAAAGUUAUUUUUUGAAAAAUAUGUUACAGUCGCAACACUACAAUGGUGUGUGCGCUCCACUUGAUUUGCAACAUACUGCAUACCCGUACUAAAGCGCUCCACAUCACCGGGUCGCACAGUUUGCAGUUCUUAUUAAGGUUACUGUAAAGGAAAAAACUCACUUGAUGAGUAGUCUCAGAAAAACCCUUAUAAUUUAUCAAUACUGUCAUAUUUUUUAUUAUGUUUUUUUGUUUUUGAAUGCUCGAUGAAAGACUUUUUUGAUAGUGUUAUUUUCGUGAGAUGUUAAUUUUCCAAAAAGAAAAUAUAAUGAAAUAAACACACAUCUUUUUUUUCACUGUACGUUUUAAUAUGGCUUCUUUUUCCGAACGCGUGGUCUCAGACUUCUCGUUUUUGCACAAUUAUAUUCAGCAUAAAUUAAAUUCAAAAAGGUUCCCGGGUUUUUUUUUUUUUUAUAGCGUCGUUAUGAAAUUAUUUGUAACUAGUAGAUUAGGCCAGUGGAAAAAUCCACUUAGGCAGAAAAACAAUUGAAAAGUUCUGUCAUUUGAAUUUUGAUGACAUCAGCAAAUAUUUCAGUAUAUUGAAUAUGCCUUUUACUAAAAAAAAUAUUCUGAAAAUGCAUAAAAAGAAAGUAUAUAAGUCAUAAUUUAACAAAAAAGUUCUUAAAAUCUAACACAAAAUAUCAAAUGUCAAAUCGCAUGAAAUCCUACCAACUGACAAAAUAUGAAAAACAACGGCGUGCAAGGUGUAAAAUCUAAUUAGUAGAAAGUUACAACAUUGAUAGUAACAACCCAGACAGUUACGACAACAAUAAUAAUAAUGUCUGAAAUAACACAUCUUAAAUAUGUAUACAUCUUAUUAUGUGAUUAUGUUGAAAACCUUCAAUAUAUUAAUCUGAAAUGUCGAAAAAAAAGGCUUGCAACAGUAAGCACAGAUCUAUGAAAUAAGUUCUUUAUGCAUUUUAAACAUUGUCUUUUCCCUAAAUGCUUAUACAACAAUACAACCUAAACAAUAUCAAAAAGCCAAACUUAAACAAACACAAAACACCAAAAAACAAAAAGUUAAACUUUAAAAAAUCAUUUACUCGGUUGCAUACCAUCCUCUCCCGCAAAAAUAUGCACAAAAUGUAAAAAUUAACCAGUUAACAAAACAAUAUUUUUGUCUAAUGAUCCUACUGACUUUACCAAACAUUUUAAACUGAAAUGUAGAAAAAGCAUUGAGCAAGGAGUAAAUUUCAAAUAAAAAAAACACAUUAUUCUAUAUUGUUUUCACCCAUAAAAUCUUCCACAAAAUUGAUAUGAAACCCAUCAAAUUCAACUCAGAAAAAGCAGUCACUUAAGUGCAUACAAAUAUACAACUUGGAAAGUGUAGAAUAUCAAAUUAUUAUUUUUAGUAUAUAUACUUGCAUAUGGUCCUCCCUCACAACAGUUAAACAGUUUCAGUCUGAACAUUCUGUAACUUUUUAUCAUCAUCAAAUAUUUAUUCCCGUAAUUACAUUACUUACAGUUAGUUUAAAGUUUAAAAAAAGUCUAAUUGUACAAAAAAUUGUUCUUUCAGUAUUUUGCAUGUGGUCUUUUUCCACAAAAGUUUACACAGCAUUUAAAAAACAGCAGUUUGCAACACAAACAAGAAGCGUCAAGGCUUGAAGAUUUCCGCCUUGUCAAGAGAAACCUUCCACAGAGCAAAACGUCCAAUGGUCGACCUAAGGCUGAGAUUUCCAAUUUAAAAACAGGAUAAAUGAUUGAAUAAUUGCGCAAAACUAUGUGACUUAACCGCUUUUAGAGGCUUUUUGACUAUUCCAUUUCUUGAGUAGUUUUAGUUGUAAAAACAAUGAUGAAUAAAUAACAAAAAUAUACAGAUUUAAAAGCAACGAAGUGUCUGCUGCACCGGUACCGGAAUCGUAGAUCAAAAAACUACUGAACCGGUACCGGAUUUCUCCGGCUCACAGCUAGUGAACCGGCACAGGAUUUUUCAGCAAACAAAAAGUUUUUUGUGUAAAAUUUUAUUUUGACAACGAAGACGAUAAAAUAAGUAUUACUAGAAAUGGUAAUUUUUCAUACCCUGAAAAAAUCAACUUAGAGAGGUUCUUGCGAAAUACAUGUUUAAUGCCUUGACCGUUUGGAACGUUUAAAUAGAAUGAUUCGUUUCAAAGAAGCAAAAGCCUGGUUUUUAUUUCGUGGAUACAAACCCUUGCAUAUUAAAUAAGUAAGAGCCUAGACGCUUGAAGUUUUCUUGACGAAACCAGCUGUACUGCUUUCAUACGCGGAGAAGAUAUUCUUUUUCGCUGAAGAAUUUAUAGUUUUGAUACGAUAUCUCGAUAGGCAUAAAUUCACUAUGUCGAUUACUUUUGUUGUUGGGGAAAAAUUUUCUACUUUUUAAGAAUUGAAAACAAAAUUACAUACAUACAAAGAGAAGAAUUUUGCUGAUGUCUACGUUAGAGAUAGUCGAAGGCUUCACAAAAAAGAUUGACGAAAAUAAUAAAACCCGUUGUGUUCAUGGUGGAAGAAAAUUCAAAGGAAGAGGCUCUGGACAACAAGCUGUUCAGUACGUAUUUUGUUUACAUUAAUUAGCGAUCCUGUUUCCAGACCUCUUUAUUACUGUGUUCUAUAAAACUGUUUUUUAUAUGUCUUUUAGUACUAUAAAGCAAGACUGUCCGAAACGAAGAAGGUUAUUUUGCUGAAAGAUAUCUCUAAUAUGGCUCAGGAAGCGAAGAAAGGGAAAAGCCGCAAUGAUUUAGAUGAAAUUGCAACUGUGUUACGUGAUAAAUACAAUACCUCAGUUCAUUUAUGCAGUGACGUUAACGACAAUUUCAAGGGUUUAUUUUUCAAGAUGAGGAAAUGAAGGAUGCGUAUGAAGCAUAUCCAAAAUUGAUUUGUGUUGAUGCUACCUAUAAACUAACUGAGCUAAGAAUUGUAGUUGACAUCAUGUUAGUGGAAGAUUCGAUGGGGCAAAGUGAAAUUGUUGGAGUGGCGCUUCUUACUAUGGAAGAUAAGGAAACAUUGUCCUGGUUUUUGGAAACUUUUAAACAAAACAAUCCUUCCUCAGAGAAUCUUCGUGUGGUUAUGGCGGACAAGGAUUUGAAUGAAAGAGAACUAAUAAAAGUUACAUUUCCUGGUGUAAAAGUAUUAAUAUGUCUCUUCCACACAUUAAAGGCAUUUAAAAGAGAAGUCACUGUCGCGAAAAUGGGCGUUACUCAAGCGAAAGUUGAAUCACUGUUGUCCCUCUUUCAACCAAAGGCGUAUGCUAACACGGAGAAGGAAUAUCAGGCCUUGAAAAUCAACUUUCUUGAAAUUGCACCAAUUCAGGUGGGAUCUUAUUUCAACGAGAGCUGGGAUGAUAUUCAUGAGGAAUGGGUCCUGGGCGAUAAAUCAAAAAGUGACAAUUUUUUUCAAUUCGACCAACAACCGUUUAGAGAGUUUGAACGCAAAGUUAAAGAGCGUGAUACAUUUAUGUAGUUCUCUGGAAGAUUUUGUUGAUCGUUUUUUUGUAAUUCUAGCUACUCUUCGGAUUGAACGAGAUCACAGAGCCGCAAAUUCGUUUCAACGAAAACUUGUGAUGUCACAUCCAGUUACCAGUGUGGAAAGGCAGUACUCUGAGCUUCUCACAAGUUACGCAUCGUCCUUCGUUUUAAAACAACUGAAAAUGUCGACAAACAUAUCUAGAAUGAAAAGUAGUACACAGAAUGGGGAAUAUAAUUUUGAAAAGUCAAAAGAUGAAGUGUUAUCUGUUACAGCAAAAAAAUGUUCGUGCUGUUUUUUCAAUUCCAUGUUGUUACCUUGUCGGCAUAUUUUCGCACUCCGUCGAGAAUUAGAUAUUAAUCUUUUUGAUGGUGAUCUGUGUGCACAGAGAUGGAAAUCGUUAUAUUAUAGAAAAAAGUGUAGGCUGUUUCGAGAUGACGGGAUUUCAUCAACCGUAAACUACGAUCAUCUAACUAUACAACCAUCAGCUGUUUUGACAAAAAUGAAAAGAUUUCGUGUGACACAAUUAAUAACCAAUAAGGUGGCUGACGUUGUAUCCGAGCAGACAGGUGCUAUUUUUGAUCAUCGGGUUGAACAAUUGAAAACAUGCUUGACCUUUGGGGAAAUGGAAAAGAAGUUUUAAUCGCAGAACUCAAUGAACAAAGUAUGAUAUGUUUAACUAUGUUCUUGUUUAAAAUCUGUGCUAUUGAAAUAACUGCAUUGUAAUGUAGUGUACGUACUAUUCAACAAAGCAAUCACAGCCCUUAUUACUGCCGAGUUUUGAUCUCUAUUUUUUUACAACUGUGUAAUUAAAAAUAUAAUAUUGAUUCUUGAAUACUCAAAUAAAACGCAUAUUUCGACAAAAAAAAACGUAGAGGAAGAGGAAAAAGAGACUAGGAAUUACAAAGUUUUACAAAAAUCAUUUCCCCGAUUUAAUCAAGGCUGAAUUGUGGCUAGCGGAAAACUCCUCGUUAUUGGAGAAACAGCCCAUAAGGCCACUAGUAUUAACCAGUGAAGACAAAGAAUUGCAGCAAAAUGUAUUAAAAGCACUAAGAGACCCAAUGGAAUUUGAAGAUGACGACGAAUACACACAAAGUUGUGAAUAUUUAAUGGAGCAUGCUGGAUAUCAGUUUUUUUCAUCCAAAGAUACCCAAACUGCUCUUAACAUAUUAAGAGAUGAAAAAGGUAUAGACAUAAUGGCGCGUUUCUAGUCGCCUGAUCGCUGCGAACGGAGCUUCUCACAAUUUUAGAGUUCUAAACUCCAGUCAAGUUUAAACAAGCAAAAAUUCCGUUAUGUUUAUACCUUUUAACCAAUUGUUGUUUGCGAACUUAUAUUUUUUUAUUAUAUUUAUUUUUUACUCGAUUGAUUGCUAAAACAACGAACUUUGUAGAUUGUUUUUUCGCAAAAAAGAAACAGUAGUUAUCGCUGCAUAAAACACGUUUUUUUCCCUUACUUUAUUUUGAUAAUCCUCGUCCAAAAAGGCAAAAAAGAAAGCUAGGAAUUAAGUUAAGAUCCUGUACCGGUGCACUAGAUUUACAAAUAUGGGGUCCGGUAGUAAAGCUUCAUUACCGGUGCAGCAGUUCUUAAAUCUAUGAAUCUGGUACCGGUUCAGUAGUUUUUUGAUGUACGAUUCCGGUACCGGUGCAGCAGACACUUCGUAAAAGGAACAGCCAUCUUUUUUGCAAACACAAUUUCCGUUACUUUGUGCUAGAACUUCAUUUAACAAACCACACAAAACUCGCGGCUUUUCACGACAAAGAAGACAUAUAUUUUACGGCAACAUCAAAGAUUUUUUUUCGGCAACAUCAAAGAAAAAUGACGAUAUCAACUUUGCUUGUCACAGACACACGGACACACUUAGCGUAUUAUUAUAGAGACUAGUCGAUAAAGCCCGUGGAAAAUCCACUUAGGCAGGAUAACAGAGAAAAACAACCGUCAUUUAAAUUUUGCUGACGUCCUCAGAGACCUGUCAGAACACAAAAGUUUUUUUCAGAAAUGUGUAUGCCUGUUGCCUUCAUCGUAUAGAUCUUGAAACGCUGAUCAAGAAAAUGUAUAGGAUCGUGUACUUUUGACAAACGGAUGCAGAGAUAUUAGGGUUUAAAUGUUUUUUGAUGACGUCAUUAAUCCGUCCAUUCCGAAACGAAUUCCGUGACUUAGGUUUGGAAAACUUACCCAAAUUGGUCCCAGGUAGUCCCUAGUUACCCACGUAGGAGAUGAAGUCAGUUAUUUCCACCCGUUUCCAAGUUAUUUAGCCUUAAAUUUAAAAGUGCGUCUGCAUUGACUUCGAACAUGGCGGACGUUUUUCCGCUAAUGGUUAAUUGGAAAUGUGAAACAAAGUAGUAAAUGUGAAGUUUUUGUUCGUGACUAAACGUAUUAAGCAGAUUAACUUUGCCGCGAAAUUACUGGUACUUGUUAUGGCCACUUUAAAUCGACCGCUAGUGAAUAACGAAUCGAAUCGAAAUUCAAACGCAAAUGGCAGUUCCGCGCAACCAAUUCAAUUGGCGACAUCUUCUACAUCAUUCAGAUGCACCUCCUGUAAUACGAGAACUUUUACCACAUAUAAAGGUUUGAAUAUUCAUCUUAGAACAUGCUUACGAAAAACAAAUGAAGCGACAAUUACAAACUCUUCAAGCCAACCAGCUGCCGAACGAAUUAUUCCAACAACUGUAGUAAAUGAAAAUUUUUAUUGGAAGAGCAUUUCGGGAUCAAAAUUUACACAUGAUUUAGACUAUACAUAUGAAAGAAUAGUUUAUUGGAAAAAGAAUUUGUUUUUACUACCUUCUGGUGCGGCUGGAAAAUCGUUUAUUCGAGAAAUGACACGUCUUAUAAAUCUUUGGAUCGACGAUUCGCCGAUGAAACCUAUUUCGUUAAAAGCACUUCAUGUAAUGCCUUCACAAAACCCAGCAAGAAGUCAAAAUCAAAGGACCAUACAAAAGCUUUAGAACGGCGCUUGACACUAUGGGAGAAUGGCGAAUUGUUAGAACUUUUUGAUGAAGCUGUCGAUAUUCAAGAAAGACUUCAACCACCAAAUCCGAAAAGUGAUAUUUCAUCUAUUUCGAAAAAGUUUCGAUUGUUCAUGCAGAAGGGAAAUAUCAACAGUGAUUUGCGAUUAUUAACUGACAACAUGACGCAAGGUAUCCUUCCACUUAACGACGAGACAUUAUUAUUAUUAUUGGAACAAAAACAUCCAGAUCAGGGGAAUCUUAGCGAAGAUACGUUAAUAGAUCAACCGUCACAGCGAAUCGAUGAUAUUGUUUUUGAUAUUACUGAUGAAGACAUGGUAUUGAAAGCUGCCACGUAUACCAAAGGUGGUUCUGGUCCGUCAGGUUUGGAUGCUGACGGAUGGAGACGUAUACUUUGCUCGUCCACAUUUGGUACAACCAAUACUGAUCUACGUAAAGCCAUAGCCGAGUUAACGAAAAAGCUGUGUAUUGAAUCUAUUCCAGAAUCUGAUAGAUCUCCGCUUGAAGCCUUUGUUGCUUGCCGCUUAAUACCGUUAAACAAAAAUCCUGGUUUACGACCAAUUGGUGUUGGUGAGGUGCUUCGUAGAAUAGUUGUGAAGAUUGUGAUGAACAUAUCUAAAAAUGACGUAAUUAAAGCAGCAGGUUCGUUACAAGUUUGUGCUGGUCAAAAUGCUGGUGUUGAAGCAGCCGUCCAUGCGAUGCAUGACAUUUUCGACAACGAUGAUACUGAGGCUGUUCUUCUAAUCGAUGCUGAGAAUGCCUUUAACUCAAUUAAUAGAAAGGUAAUGCAUAACAUUUGGAAGUUAUGCUCAAUGAAUGCUACGUUCAUCAGCAACUGUUAUGCUGUAUCUGCACGUUUAUUCGUGAUAGGCGGAAAGGAGAUUCUUUCGAGGGAAGGCACCGCACAGGGCGAUCCGACGUCGAUGGCUUCGUAUGCUAUUGGAAUCAUACCAUUGUUGAAAGCACUUUUCAACAAUACACGUUCGAAUGACCACACCCUUAAAGAGGUUGCAUACUCUGAUGAUUUUACUGUUGCUGGAAAACUUUACGAAAUUAAAGAAUUUUGGUCGAAAAUCGUUGACAUCGGUCCGAAAUACGGCUACUUCCCGAAAGCGACUAAAUCCCAUCUAAUUGUGAAACAAGAGUAUCUACUUAGUGCUGAGCAAAUCUUUGCAGAUUCAAAUAUUUUGGUAACAUCGACUGGUCAACGUCAUCUCGGUGCAGUCAUUGGUAGUCAGUCUUACAAGAUUGAAUAUGUUAAUAGCAAAGUUGCAAGUUUAGUUGAACAGCUAAAACUUCUAUCCAAGAUUGCUGAACUAGAACCUCAAUCAUCUUAUUGUGCAUUUGUAACCGGUUUUAAAGCUAAAUUGACAUUUUUUCUCCGGACACAGCAUGAAGUGUAAGAUGGGUAGCUUUGUUACGAGACGUCACAACAACAUUCGUGACCUCACAUCGAAGUUACUCAAGGAUGUUUGUCAUGACGUACAGUUAGAACCGAAUUUGCUACCGCUGACUGGAGAACGUUUCGAUUUAAAGAGUGUAAAAACCGGUGAUGAUUGUAGACCGGACAUUCGUGCUCGUGAUUUUUGGAUAAACGGCCAACAGGCAUUUUUUGACGUAAGGGUUUUUGACCCCACUGCCUCGAGGUACAACAACCAAACUUUACAGCAAUCUUUCAUUUCAAACGAGAACGAGAAGAAAAGAAAUUACAAUC
This is a messenger RNA of Hydractinia symbiolongicarpus, 9566 nucleotides long. RefSeq lists its product as uncharacterized. Lineage: Eukaryota; Metazoa; Cnidaria; Hydrozoa; Anthoathecata; Hydractiniidae. Bases 7966 to 9255 code for a protein of 429 amino acids. The transcript has 2 exons. The record is from RefSeq and is a predicted model, not a curated record.